AUGCAGACGCUUGGCGGUGCUCUGCGCGUGUUGGGAUUCGCGACCUUGGUGACGAUGGCAGCCGCCAACGACUGGAACUUGAUCUUUCAUCUGCUUGGACCGGCUGCCCGCAGUGGGCACACGAUGGUCUGGGAUCCAGGUGCAGAUGGUGGCGGCUUCUGGAUGUUUGGCGGUGAGCUGUUGCUCAGCAUCAAGACCGACGAUCUAUACUUCUACAGCGUCUCCUCGAACUCCUGGACGCAGAAGGCAUCGGGCCCUGCAGCCCGAUACCGCCACUCUGCAGUGUUCGAUCCCACUGCCAGAGCCAUGUACGUAUUUGCGGGCACAAACCUUGCCAGUGCUGGCAACACCUUCAGCGACCUCCAUCGUUAUGACGUGGCCCUCAACUCCUGGACCGAGCUCCAGGGGACGGCCGGGCGCUCGCGGCACACAGCGGUGUGGGAUAGCAGCCUGGAUCGCAUGAUCGUAUUCGGUGGCCUGGACAACAUGCUGAACAAGAUGGGGGACAUCUUAGAGUACGAUCGGUCGAGUGACUCCUGGUCCUUUCCAUCGGCGGAGGGCCCAGCGGCGCGCGAAGGCCACGUGGCCGUCUGGGAUGCCGCCGCCGGCACCAUGCUCAUGUGCUGCGGCCUCACAGCCUCUGGGGACAGCGGCGAGCUGUGGACCUACGAUGGCACCUGGACCAUGCUCAGCCCGUCCGGAAGCAUCACCGCCCGAAGGUAUGCCUCGGCAGUGUGGGAUCCGCAGGCACGUGCAAUGCUGGGGUUUGGGGGUUCGGAAGGCUCGCGGCUGAACUCACUUUUCCUGUACUCCACCACGGACAACAGCUGGAGCCAAUACACCGAGUCGGGUCCUCCUGCUCAAGACAGAGGCGCCGCUGUCUGGGACCCCGUGAACAGUCACCUUUACACCUUCGGUGGCGUGCAAUUGCUGGGCCUCUUGGACGACCUGUGGAGGUUGGAUGCCAGCCACACGUCCAUCACCAGUACAACUUCAAGCACAAGCGCAACCAGUUCUUCAACUACAACAUACACCACAAGUGCAACCAGUUCUGCAACUACAACAUACACGAAGUCAUCAACGUCGACCGUAACUUCAAGCUCAACUGGCACCAGCACUUCGACCAGUACCCUGACCGACAGCACAACUGAAACCACGGUCACAUUGUCUUCAACCUCAACCCUUACGUCUUCGUCUACGUCUGUCUCUAGUUCUUCCACGACCGCCUCCAUGACAUCCAGCACACGAAGCACGAUUUCAUCCACGUCCACGUCCUCCAUCUCCGUGACCUCAACUUCUGUGACGACAUCAUUGACAUCUUCGACUGCGACAACAGUGACAACCACUUCCGAAACCAGCACACGCACAACCGCCACAGUCACCACAAUCACACAAACAUCUUCAACAGCGACUACCUCCACAGCCACAACCUCAACGGCCACGUCAGUAACUUCCUCUUCUACUUCGUUGACAAGCUCUACUUCAACUGCAACUUCCGCAACAAGCACCUCAACGAGCCUCACACACUCCUCCACAAUGACAUCGACCGUCACAGCUACAUCAACAAGUUCUUCCUCAACUUCGGAAACCGGAACAACAACGACGUCGGUGACUUCAUCCUCAAGUACUGCAUCUACAUCCACCAGUGCUACUUCCUCUACUUCGUCCUUCACUGUCACACGCACAUCAACAAGCGCCACUUCGUCCUCCACUGUCACAGGCACAUCAACAAGCGCCACCUUGUCCUCCACGGUCACAAGCACAUCAACAAGUGCUACUUCGUCCUCCACGGUCACAAGCACAUCAACAAGUGCUACUUCGUCUUCUAGCAGUACGACAACAGUCGUUUCUGCAACGACAUCAACCAAAACCCACACCACCACAAGUACCAGCACGUGGGCCUCUCAGACAACAACAUGGACGAAAGUCCUCCCUACCACAAGUACGACCCGAACACAGUUCUCUCCGACUGCAAAUGCGGAUCUGCUGUUGGAUGACCUUGACAGCACUGAGUCGGAGCUCGCUAGGCAGUUGAUAGCCGCGCUAACCAACAGCUCCAACAGCUCCAACUCGACUGGCAUCCUAGGAAGCACCCUCAAUCAGUCCGACUUGGCGACCAUUCAGACUCUGGCUUUGGACAGCCCCACGAUCUCCGAGAUGAACCGCACGAUCACGGUGCAGAGCACAAGCGCUCGUGUGGAGGUUCCUUCGGAUGUCGUUGCCCAGGCAGCCGCAGCUGGCGACAGCGGGCUGGUGCUGCUCAGCGUCUCCGUCGGCCUCGGAGAGCUUGGGGCCGAGCUCAACGGCACCAAGGGCGGAGGCCGCGCUUUGGUCUCCCGGCCCGUCAGCAUCACCUUCCGCGGGCCGGACGGCCAGAGGCUUCCGAUGCCGUCCCUGGCACGUCCCAUCGAGGUUCUGCUUUUGGGAGCCCGAGAAGGCUCGCGGUGCGCCUUCUGGGAGGAGGAGACGGGCACCUGGUCCUCAGAGGGCUUGCGUGAGAUUUCCUUCCGGGACGGGGAGUUGCAAUGCCAGACGUCCCACCUCACUGUCUUUGGUGCAGUUCUGGAAGCGUUCCUCCAGGUGCUCCGUUGCUCCACCGCCACGCAGGUCUUCUCUGCGGAGGGCUUCGAGAACCUCAGCAAGGGCACGUGGCCUGGCCACGCCCACGCAGUCAUUACCUUCAGCGCUCUCUUCAUCUGCCUCCUGCUGCUCCUGUAUGCCCUACGGCUUGACAGAAAGCGGUCGCUAUCCAGGAAGCAGGUGGAGGCCGCUUUACUGAUCGAGCUGGAAGUGGAGGAGCAGGAGCUUGCUGACGACUGCGAGGGGGAGGAUGAAGAGAUAGAGGUGGAGAAGAAGGUUCGACAGCCCAGCGUCUGCCGUCAGGCCGCCUCAUGGUUGGUGUCGAAUUUCGCCUGGUUCCUGAGCCAGAUGUUCGAAGUUCCGGAUGCCGACGUGCUGACGGAGCUGAUGAAUGCCAGGGUGGUCACGGUCAACCGCUGUAUCAGCUCCCUGCACUCCUACAAGAGCCACGCCGAUCGGCAGAGCAUCCGUGCGGCAGAGACAUCGGUGGGCCACGCGCACAUGCGGCACUCGACCACGGCAGGCGUGUCAGUGACAGUCGAGGACUUCGUGCGCAUGGACGAGACAUUUGCCCACAACAAAGGCAAGUCCUUGGCGGCCAAGGACUUUUUGAACAGCCGCUGGUGCAAGCGCGUGGUUCUGCUAACGCGAGCCAUGCAUCCCUGGGUCACCAUGCAGUUCGUGAGCUUGUUCAGGUCCCAUGCAGUCCGGGCCUCACUGAUCAUUCUGAAGCUGGUGUCUGCAGCUGCCGCCAACGCACUCUUCUUCUCCAGCUCGGCGGUUUCGGCCGACUCGGACAUGGACUGUGGCCCGCCGCAGACCCCCGGCGAGCGCCUGCUGCGCGCGACCAUCGUCGGCGUCCUCUCCGCUUGCAUGGGCGACCUGCUUAUAGUGCUGCUGGCCAUGGUGCAGAGACGGCAGGUCCUCAUUCGUCACUGGACAGAAGAGGCCAAAGAGAGGCAGCUGAGGAGAUGGCGCUGCCGGCGCCACCUCUUCUGGCUGCUCUGGUUUCUGGAUGUUGGCAUCUCAAUCCUGUACGUGUGUGGCUUCCUGGCCAACGUGAGCCAAGCAGAUGGGGUCAAAUGGAUCGAAAGCACCGCGAUGAGCCUUUUGCAGGAUCUCGUGCUGAAGCCCCUGUACCUAGCCCUGGUAUACGGCACGGUUGCCAGCCUCGUCCUCUGUUGCAGCCCAAGCGUCGGGCAGAAGAUCCUGGCCCAGUGGGGUCUGCAGGACGACGACAACCCCAACAGCGACGACUCCGAGGCGACCCAGGCCCGACCGGAGUCUCAUGCCCUGCGGCCAGUUUGUGAGGAAGAGGAUGAAAUACAUGAAGUGUAUGUAGACUACUUGUGA
This is a messenger RNA of Symbiodinium natans, 3933 nucleotides long. The record is from the annotation of a GenBank genome assembly. Lineage: Eukaryota; Dinophyceae; Suessiales; Symbiodiniaceae.